This is a messenger RNA of Lacerta agilis (Sand lizard), 1051 nucleotides long. RefSeq names its product ring finger protein 121 (gene RNF121). Gene Ontology annotation, cellular component: endoplasmic reticulum membrane; Golgi membrane. NCBI's taxonomy places the organism in Eukaryota, Metazoa, Chordata, Lepidosauria, Squamata, Lacertidae. The transcript is spliced from 9 exons. The coding region runs from base 78 to 1013 and encodes 311 amino acids. Gene Ontology annotation, molecular function: ubiquitin protein ligase activity; metal ion binding. The record is from RefSeq and is a predicted model, not a curated record.
GAUUGGCAUUUCACAGAGGCCAAGUUUGCGGAAGGGAGUCGAAGGCCAGCCAUGCUUGUCUGCUUUGAAGAGUUGAGAUGGCUGUCCUAAAGGUUGAUUUAUCACAUUUGGCUCCUGAGGAGAGAUGGAGGGUCGAACACGCCCGGAUGCACGCCAAGCACCGCGGCCACGAGGCCAUGCACGCCGAGAUGGUCCUCAUCCUGAUCGCUACCCUGGUGGUGGCUCAGCUCCUCCUGGUGCAGUGGAAGCAGAGGCACCCCCGCUCCUAUAACAUGGUGACCCUCUUCCAGAUGUGGGUCGUCCCCCUCUACUUCACAGUGAAGCUGCACUGGUGGCGGUUCCUGGUGAUCUGGGUCUUCUUCUCGGUCGUCACAGCUUUCGUCACGUUCAGAGCGACACGCAAACCUCUUGUCCAGACGACUCCCAGGUUGGUGUACAAGUGGUUUCUGCUAAUAUACAAGAUCAGCUACGCCACCGGAAUUGUGGGCUACAUGGCUGUCAUGUUCACACUCUUUGGGCUUAACCUAUUAUUCAGAAUCAAGCCAGAAGAUGGAAUGGACUUUGGGAUUUCUCUCCUCUUCUAUGGCCUCUAUUACGGAGUACUGGAGCGAGACUUUGCCGAAAUGUGUGCUGACUACAUGGCCUCCACCAUAGGGUUCUACAGCGCGUCUGGGAUGCCGACCAAGCACCUAUCGGACAGUGUCUGUGCCGUCUGCGGCCAGCAGAUCUUUGUGGACGUCAAUGAAGAAGGGAUCAUCGAGAACACGUACAGACUGUCCUGCAAUCACGUCUUCCACGAGUUCUGCAUCCGCGGCUGGUGCAUCGUUGGGAAGAAGCAGACCUGCCCCUACUGCAAAGAGAAGGUGGAUCUGAAGAGGAUGUUCAGCAACCCCUGGGAACGGCCGCACGUCAUGUACGGGCAGCUCCUCGACUGGCUCCGCUACCUGGUGGCCUGGCAGCCGGUCAUCAUCGGACUGGUCCAAGGGAUCAACUACAUCCUGGGCUUGGAGUAACCCCGCUCCUCUCCCCCCCUCCCCCGCUGGCUCCCUCC